This is a messenger RNA of Pseudocercospora fijiensis CIRAD86, 898 nucleotides long. RefSeq lists its product as uncharacterized. The transcript has a single exon. Bases 1 to 588 code for a protein of 195 amino acids. The record is from RefSeq and is a predicted model, not a curated record. Lineage: Eukaryota; Fungi; Ascomycota; Dothideomycetes; Mycosphaerellales; Mycosphaerellaceae.
AUGUCUGAUCGCAUACCUCCCCUUCCAAGAGACCAGUUGAACCCGGAUCAACAAGCCUUCCAAGACCACUUCAUCGCAAGCGUCCAACGCAUCGCACCACAUCCAGGAGCUGCCGACAGAGCUAGCAAAACAGUUUUCCCAGUCCUCGCUGUUCUCCCCAAAGCAGGCCAGCACUCUGUAGACCUGCUCGUGGACCUCGAAGAAGAAACCAAAGGAUACCUACCCAAAGAUGCCGCAGAAACAGUCUCCUUGCUCACAACAACCUAUUUCAAAUCAGAUUAUGUCACGCACGUCCAUAAAACGAUGGAUGUCACGCUUGGCAUCUUGACACAAGCACAGGCUGAUGCGAUUACUGCCGGCAAGAAACCUGAGGACCUGAACGAGCAUUGCAGUCUUGCUUAUGACGCUGCUUGGCAUUUGCUAGAUACCAGAGGUCCGUUUCCGAAGGAGCUGUAUGAAAAGUGUGUGCAGGCUUUCAAGCUUGAAGGCACGGUUGGACUGGUGCAUUUCGUUGCGCUUCUGACGUGGACUGCACUCGGUCUGAAUGUUGCGAAUGUUCCUGUGCCGAAGGGACCACCGCCGAGCUGAGGAGGCCUUUCAAGGCUUGCCAGGCAAGAUAUUUGGAGCUUCACAGUGGAAUGAUCACUGCUGCAUACAUAAGUUGCAUGCACGCAUGGCGACUGUACUCAGAGCCAAGGCGUUUUGCGCAAGCGGUGUUGCGUUGUACGGGCCGAAAGGAUCUGCAGUGGGCGCCUAUCCAAAGCACAUGCAGGGGUAUAUCAGAAACAUCACGAAAAGCAGUAAAUUGUCUGAUCCACUAAGCGAAGCGACACCACACGACAGCCACGCGAUAGCUAUGUAUUUCUUGGCAUCAAUCUAUACAACUCGUUCGCCUCCG